Trematosphaeria pertusa is the source of this 255-nucleotide messenger RNA. RefSeq lists its product as uncharacterized. Lineage: Eukaryota; Fungi; Ascomycota; Dothideomycetes; Pleosporales; Trematosphaeriaceae. The annotation marks the transcript as partial. The record is from RefSeq and is a predicted model, not a curated record. The transcript has a single exon.
ACCACAGUAUACACCUACACAGCUUCCGGUGGGAAACUCUUCGGAAAGCUUUGCGGUACGCCUUCCUAUACGCGCCUACACAACUGUACCUCCUUCCAGAAAGUGUAUACCGUGCGCUUCAAUGGUACUCUAGCAAAUGGAGAUUGUGGGUCUGCCAUUCUCGACGCUGCUACGGGAGAGACUUACGGGCACCUGGUCCUCGGAUGUCGAACAACAGGAACUGCCUACGUCCUGGCCGCACACCAGGCUGUAGAA